Aspergillus uvarum CBS 121591 is the source of this 2277-nucleotide messenger RNA. RefSeq names its product putative pentafunctional AROM polypeptide. Bases 1 to 2277 code for a protein of 758 amino acids. The transcript has 2 exons. Gene Ontology annotation, molecular function: 3-dehydroquinate dehydratase activity; shikimate 3-dehydrogenase (NADP+) activity. NCBI's taxonomy places the organism in Eukaryota, Fungi, Ascomycota, Eurotiomycetes, Eurotiales, Aspergillaceae. Gene Ontology annotation, biological process: shikimate metabolic process; chorismate biosynthetic process. The record is from RefSeq and is a predicted model, not a curated record.
AUGGCACCGGGGAUUUCUCCUUCAUGCUCCCCGCCACAUCCCGGGAGUGUGACCACCAGACGGUACAGUCCCGAUGCCACCCUCAUACUGGUCGGAUUUGUCGGGGCGGGCAAGAAGACGCUGGGCAUCAUCGCCUCUGUCGCACUCCGCCGUCGCUUGAUUGACUUUGAUACCUUGUUCCGUCAAGAAACACAGCUUUCGCCUCAGGAGUACAUCGCACAGCAUGGGUCCACGCUUUAUCGAGAACUAGAAUUGCAGCUGACUCAACGACUCCUGGAACAACAUCGUGUCGGCUGUGUGAUUGUGGGUCUGGGAUGGCUGGCCACGCGCCAACAGCAGGAGCUGUUGAGCACGUUUGCCCAGGAGCAUCCUGUCUUGUAUGUCAGAAGAGAUCGGUCGGAUCUGCAACGAACUAUCAAGAUCAAUCAAGACAAGUUCCAUCGUCUUUUUGCAGUUGGAAACGCAUUUUUCGAGGCCUGCUCCAAUUUUGAUUUCUACAAUCUGACCCAAAAUACGACAGGUGGGGAUGGCAGAUCAGAGGCUGUUCACAUGCGACUUAGAAAGGCCGGAAGAGUGUUUAUAGCCUUCCUCGAACGCAUCUACGGUCGAGCUACCUGCAGUGUGUACUCAGCCAACCCUUUCAUCGAGCGUUAUACACAUGCUUUGCAGAUUCCUGUUAGCUGGCUAGAGGAAUCCAAUCUCGACUAUGCACAGCUGGACUGUGGGGCAGAUGCUUUAACCAUCUUAAUCGACGUUUAUCCCAGACACAGAACCACGGAGCUAGCUGAGAGCUUAGCAAAGCAUAUGGCUACUGUCAGAAUGUAUGCAAGGGUUCCGGUCUUUGUGGAGAUUGCGGAUGCACAUCAAUUUGAGCCUGUGGAGUAUCACAAGUUCUUGAAACAGCUUCUUAGACUAGUACCGGAUGCUCUCGCAUGCUCUCUUAGCAGUUCUCCAGAACAUCUGCGAACGAUUAUCGACACAAAGGGUCACGUCAAGGCAAUUGCUACCUAUCACAUACCGGGCCCACUGUCCUUGCAGAGGUCAGUAGAUCUUUCUUCGGGACUCAAGAAAGCUGAAGACAUUGGCUUCGACGUUCUACGCCUCACCGGAGAGUCAAGAGUUGAAACUGAUAAUCUGGCUUGUAUCGCACUACGUCAGAGUCUGGCCGACAAGGCUAAAAUUCCGAUAGUUGCCUACCACAAGGGAGAUUUGGGCAGGGCGAGUGUUUGCUUGAACCCUGUUCUAUCGCCAGUGGUACUCCCUCACAUGCAAAGCGAGGGGAUUCCGCUGCAGGCCGCCGAACAGGCUCUCACAGCUUGUUACUUGAGCCCUAGAAAGCUCUUCACGAUAUUUGGCCAAAACGUGGCGCAGAGCCUUUCUCCAGCAAUGCAUAAUGCCGCCUAUGCCGCCUGUGGACUGCCGCAUCAGUAUGGUAGCAUGCAGUCUGGCGUCUUCGAGGAGGUUAUUGAUCUUCUCAACGAUGCCAACCAUGGUGGUGUCGCGGUCUCACUACCGUACAAAACCCAAAUCCUUCCUUAUUUGGACAAAAUCGGCCGUGAGGCAAGAGAUAUUCACGCGGUCAAUACCGUAAUCUUGGAGCAGAGCAUCUCGGAGACUGGACAGAUCACCAGAAAGCUUAAAGGAUACAAUACAGACUACAUCGGUAUCAUGGCCGGAAUCGACAAGAACCUGUCACCAGCCAACGCCAUUCGUGCCGGUACAUCGGCCUUGAUUAUUGGAGCCGGCGGCAUGGCCCGUGCUGCGAUCUAUGCUUGCUUGCAGCUGGGCGUGCAGCACAUCUGCCUUUACAACAGGACCACCUCUAACGCAGAGAGGCUUGCGGAGUAUUAUCGUGACUGGGCUGCAUCGUCGGAGUCCGCUGCUCGCCUUCGUAUCGAGGUCCUGUGUUCAGCGAAUGAGCCUUGGCCCCGACAUCUACGACAGCCUACCAUCAUUGUGUCUUGCUUACCGGCUCUCGAGAUUAAUAGCCAAUCGCCCGUGACUCUGCGGUUACCUGAGCAGUGGCUCGCGAGUAGCACGGGCGGAGUCUUUGUGGAUGUUGCGUACGGGAAACACCAAACGGUGCUACGGGCAUCGAUGAAGGACAGGGCCUCGAAAGGAUGGGUCGUCGUCGAUGGCUUGGUGGUUCUGCUGGAACAGGGCGUCGCUCAGUAUGAGCUUUUCACCCAACGGCCGGCGCCGGUACAUGUCAUGAGGCGCACGAUACAACGACAGUCGCAAGGGUUCUGUUCAAAUUCGCCCAGUGUUUCGAUUUGA